This is a messenger RNA of Onychomys torridus (southern grasshopper mouse), 1041 nucleotides long. RefSeq names its product Fc receptor like A (gene Fcrla). The transcript has 5 exons. Lineage: Eukaryota; Metazoa; Chordata; Mammalia; Rodentia; Cricetidae. Gene Ontology annotation, biological process: cell surface receptor signaling pathway. Gene Ontology annotation, molecular function: transmembrane signaling receptor activity. The record is from RefSeq and is a predicted model, not a curated record. Bases 1 to 1041 code for a protein of 346 amino acids.
AUGAAGCUGAGCUGUGUCCUCAUGACAUGGGCUCUUUAUGUCUGUCCUGCUGUGCUCCUGGCAACCCAGAUGUUACCGGCUGCCGGUUCGGAGACUCUGAAGUGUGAAGGACCUUUCACCCCUGAGCAGAGCAGCUGCCACACUGAGGAGGAGGGAGAGGAGGAUGUGACCCAUUCCAGUGAUACCGACUUCCCGGUCAAGGGCUACAAGUUCAGUAAACCCUUCCAUCUCAUCGUUUCCUACGACUGGCUGAUCCUCCAAGGUCCAGCUACAUCCAUAUUUGAAGGUGACCCACUGGUUCUGCACUGUCGUGCCUGGCAAGACUGGCCACUGACUCAGGUCAUCUUCUACCGAGAGGGCUCAGCCCUGGGUCCUCCUGGACCUAAAAGAGAAUUCUCUAUCGAUGUGGUGCAAAGGUCAGACAGUGGGCAGUACCACUGCAGUGGCAUCUUCAGGAGCUCUGGUACUGGGAGCCGAGAGACUGCAUCCCCUGUGGCUAUCACAGUCCAAGAAUUGUUCCCAUCCCCAGUUCUCAAAGCCUUACCAUCUAGUGAGCCCCAAGAGGGAGGCUCAGUGACCCUGAGCUGUCAGACAAAGCUGUCCCUGCAGAGGUCAGCUUCCCGCCUCCUGUUCUCCUUCUACAAGGAUGGAAGGCCGCUGAGUAUCAGAGGCAUCUCUUCAGAACUCCAGAUCCCCAAAGCUUCAGAAGAGCACUCUGGCUCCUACUGGUGUGAGGCAGCUACUGAGGACAGGCAAAUUUGGAAGCAGAGCCCUCAGCUGGAGAUCCGGGUACAGGCUCUUCAGAAAUCAACUGCUUCAGAAACUUCUCCUGCAGAGCCCCCUGGUCCUCUGCCUCCACCACCUGCUCCUUCUGCUGAGCACCUGGGAUUCUCCUCGGCAGACCCUCACUUACAUCAUCAGAUACGCCUUCUUCUCAAACAAAUGCAGGAUGUCAAAGUUCUCCUUGGUCAUCUGGUCAUGGAGCUGAGGGACUUGACUGUCUACCUGAAGCCUGGAGUCACAAACACUGCUGACAAGUGA